GGGGUCAUGAUUUUCGUCCGGAUUAUCGCAAUCUGAGCAUUCUACGCACAAACUAUCCGAAAGUCCCAAUGAUGGCGAUGACGGCCACUGCCACCCCGCGUGUACGUGAGGAUAUUUUGCAUCAGUUAAAAAUGACUAACACGAAAUGGUUCAUUCAGUCAUUCAAUCGUUCCAAUCUGAAAUUCGAAGUGCGGCCAAAAAAGUUGAAAAGUUGUACCAAGGAGAUCAUUGAAGUGAUCCACACGGAAUUUCCCAAACGAUCUGGGAUUGUCUACUGUCUGUCACGUCGUGAGUGCGAUUUGGUUGCGGACGAAUUACGAAAAGCCGGGCUAGCCGCGUCCGCGUAUCAUGCAGGCAUGACAGAUGCACAACGACGAAAAGUGCAAGAGGCGUGGAUUCAGGAAGACAAAUGCAAAAUUGUGUGCGCAACCAUUGCUUUUGGCAUGGGUAUUGACAAACCGGAUGUUCGUUUUGUGAUUCAUCAUUCAUUGCCAAAAUCGAUCGAAGGUUACUAUCAGGAAGCCGGUCGUUCCGGUCGAGAUGGACUACCUUCCACGUGUAUUCUCUACUAUCAUUGGCACGAUGUAGUCCGGCUGAGAAAAUUAAUUCAAGGUAGGUUCUUGGCAGCGAUCUCGCCGUACGAUCAUGAUGAUGAUGAGGAUGAUGCUGCUGCUGCUGCUGAUGAUGAUACUGAUGCUGAUGCUGCUGCUGAUGAUGAUCAGGUAGUGCAAUACAAUAUUUUCUCAGGUCACUGGGAUGGUCCGGGAGUCUCCACUUAUGCCACAAUUCAACUUCACGAAGAGGCUCUUUUUCGUAUGGUUUCCUAUUGUGAGAAUCAAAUCGAUUGUCGUCGGAAACAAAUCCUUUCGCAUUUUGGCGAGGCAUUCGAUCCGUCCGAAUGUGGUCUGGUCGUGGGAUGUAUGUGUGAUAAUUGUUUGCAGGCUGAUCGACGACGUCUUGAAAAGCGUGAUGUGACCGAGGAUGCAAUGCGAAUUGUUCGCGCGGUCGAUGGAUUUGUCCAUAUACGGCGUAAUGUCACCAUUAACUACUGUAUCGACCUGUUUCGUGGUGAGUUUGUGUGGUUUACUUAUUCUUUUUAA
Molecule: messenger RNA, 1100 nt
Organism: Echinostoma caproni
Lineage: Eukaryota; Metazoa; Platyhelminthes; Trematoda; Plagiorchiida; Echinostomatidae
Source: the annotation of a GenBank genome assembly